UCUCGGGUGGGCGGGACUAAAAUGCGCCUCGAGGAGUCGAGGAGGUGGAAAUUUGGGAAGUGAGAAAGGCCCUCUCAGUCUCGUCGCCUUUUCUCUCUCUCAGGCUCCAGAACCGGUCUGAACACGUUGAAUCCGGCUCUGACCGCGACAACAGUCCCGAGCUCAGAUUGACAAACGAACUUCAGAGGCGCUUUCCCGCUCCGCUUGUUGUUGCAUCUGCCCUCUCCAUGUCACCGCAGCGCGAGACUGACCGCGAGUAACGGAGGUGGAACCCGAGGACGGAAUAAAGAGAAGAAGAAGAGGCAACAUGGAUCCACUGGACUCGGGGGAGAAGUCCGCUCAGGAACAGGAUCUUGAAGGCGACACGGAGCUUCCGUUCCUGCAGCCAGAGUCCCAGGACCAGGAGAAGGCUCCUGGGAGCAGGACCACCCUGUGGAUUGGAGUCGGUCUGCUGCUCUCUUCUGCUGCCGUGGCUCUGCUGACCGGGAUGCUGGUCUGGCACUUCCACUUACGGCAGGAUGUCCGAGAGAGCAGGGUUUAUGUCGGCUCGAUGGAAAUUGAUAACCAGAAUUUCAAGUCAGCGUAUGAAGAUCCAGAGAGUCCAGAGUUUACAAACUUGGCCUCUCUGGUCAGCCAGCAGCUGAAACUGAUUUACUCCAAAAACUCUGUGCUGGCGAAAUACUAUAAAGGCUCCACAGUCCAGGCCUUCAGGUACGCAGAAACUUUAAAUGUAGUGCAGUGUGGAUACCCUCGUGACUCGCUGUCCUUCGUGUCCUCUGGAAAUGUCAUGUUGCUGAUUCUGGUCACCAGUGAGGAGAAGAACUUCCCCGGCUUCAUGGCCAACUACUCCCAGAUCCCUCAGACUGCACAAAAGUGUGGAGGUACGCUGACCGGAGACAAAGGCUUCUUCUCCUCACCUUUCUUCCCUUCCAACUAUCCUCCACAAACCACAUGCGUCUGGAACAUCGAGGUCACACAGGACAAGUUUGUGAAGGUUCAGUUCUACAAGUUCUUCUUGGGCAAAUACAGUAGCCAGUGUCGCAACGAUUACGUUGACGUCAACGGUCAAAGACUGUGUGGCAGUAAGCAAGAAAGGACCGUGGUCACCAGCCAAAGCAACACGAUGACCAUCACAUUUAACUCGGACUCGUCCUACGUUGACCAGGGUUUCACCGCAGAGUACCAAGCCUUUGUCCCAACUAACCCUUGUCCCGGAAGGUUCCAGUGCACCAACAACCUGUGCAUCAACAAGACUCUGCAGUGUGACGGCUGGAACGACUGUGGAGACGGCAGUGACGAGAACAACUGCACGUGCGAGGGGUCUCAGAUGAAGUGUAAAAAUGGCCGGUGUAAGCCGAAGUUCUGGGAAUGCGACGGUUUUGACGACUGUGGAGACAACACUGACGAGGACAGCUGUGUAAAAUGCAAAGCAGGAGAGUUUUCCUGCAGAAACAACCGCUGCAUCCCAGAGAACCUGAAGUGUGACGGAAAAGACGACUGUUCAGACGGAUCGGAUGAGUCUAAAUGUCAAAAAUCUCUGGUGUUGCAGCAGUGUUCAGAGUUCACCUUCCGCUGCAGGAGCGGACACUGCAUCAGUAAGCUGAACCCGGAGUGUGACGGCGAGCAGGACUGCGAGGACGGCUCUGAUGAAAGCGACUGUCAGUGCGGGACGCGGCCGUACCUGAGCUCUCGUGUGGUGGGCGGUCAGGCCUCUGAAGAGGGGGAGUGGCCCUGGCAGGUCAGCCUCCAAAUCAGGGGAAUAGGUCACGUGUGCGGAGCGUCGGUGCUGAGCAACCGCUGGCUGCUGACGGCGGCACACUGCGUCCAGGACAACGGGCCAAACAAGUACUCCCAGGCAGACCAAUGGGAGGCCUUGCUGGGUCUGCUUGUGCAGAGUCUGACCAACGAGUGGACGGUGAGGAGGAAUGUGAGAAGGAUCUUUGCUCACCAGGACUACAACCCCAUGACCUAUGACAACGACAUCGCUCUGAUGGAGCUGGACACCGACGUCACCCUCAACCAGAACAUCUGGCCCAUCUGUCUGCCCUCCCCCACCUACGACUUCCCAGCAGGCCAAGAGGCGUGGCUCACUGGCUGGGGGGCCACCAGAGAAGGAGGCCUUGCUGCGACCGUCCUGCAGAAGGCGGAGGUUCGGAUCAUCAACAGCACGGUGUGUAAGAGUCUGAUGAAUGAUGAGGUCACUGACAGGAUGCUGUGCGCCGGAGUCCUUAAAGGAGGCGUGGACGCCUGCCAGGGCGACUCUGGCGGACCGUUGUCCGUCACCGGACCGGGAGGGCGGGUCUUCCUGGCCGGCGUGGUGAGCUGGGGCGAUGGCUGCGCUCGCAGGAACAAACCUGGAAUCUACACCCGAGUCACCAAAUACCGCACCUGGAUAAAGGAGCACAGUGGCGUGUAGCAGCAGAUCACAGAUUUCUCAUGGAUAUUAUACUGGAGGUGAAUGUGGGCUGAAUGUAUUAUUAUGAUUAUUAUUAAUAUUGACAGCAGAAUCUGUGAAUUAUGCAUUCAUUUUAAAGUUUAUGUAUUAUUCUGAAAAGCUAAUUAUCAUUCAUGUUGGGACCCAGGAAUUCUCUCAAUGCAUAUUUUAUUAUGAAUUUUACAAUGAAUGGCUUUGUAGUAAAUUGUAAUUGAAAGAAUUUAUGUUCCUCUAAAAGAUCAAAAGUAUGUAAAUAAUUUAUGUAAAUGAUGCUAAAAAAAUAUUUUUUUAUUUUAUUUUACCUUUGUUGAAAAAUCUCAUUGAGAUUAAAAAUCUGUUUUCCAAGAGCGUAAACUGCUCCUGAUGGUUCCUGAUUGUUGCUAUCACCCUGUGUGGCAGCUUGUCUCCACUGGUGUGUGAGCAGCAGGAAAAGCACUGUUAACCAUUUAUAUUCAGAGGUUUGAUCUGGCUUCAUACCAAGUCAAUAAACAUCAACAUUCAAUAGCGCUACAAAUCUGAAUAUACCCUUAAAGGUUCCUGAGAGCUCUCUUGCACAAGGGUUUUUUUUGCAAAGCAAACAGAACAAAAACUCAUGUCAAACUCUUUUUAAAUACAAUACAUGAAUGUUGGAUUGGACCUUGGUGUUAGCCAAUAUUCAAUAGUUAGUAACAUGGAUGAGUUUCAAAAAUCACACAGGAUUGAAAAGUUUAGCAUCUGUACAAUUUCGUAGACAUUUUUGUUUUCUCAUUGAAGUCUCAGUAUUUGACCUUCUUCUCCUUGUUGAGCAGAACUUUGUUACAGCAGCUUGUAUUCAUGUUUUGUCUUUGUGGUUUUCUGCUGAAUGUAUUUAUUUGUAGAGUGUUGCCUCAUGUAAAUUUGGAAUUUUGGAUCCACCUA
Micropterus dolomieu (smallmouth bass) is the source of this 3331-nucleotide messenger RNA. Its product is annotated as suppressor of tumorigenicity 14 protein-like. The transcript has 16 exons. Bases 308 to 2416 code for a protein of 702 amino acids. Gene Ontology annotation, molecular function: protein binding; serine-type endopeptidase activity. NCBI's taxonomy places the organism in Eukaryota, Metazoa, Chordata, Actinopteri, Centrarchiformes, Centrarchidae. The record is from RefSeq and is a predicted model, not a curated record. Gene Ontology annotation, biological process: acrosome reaction; proteolysis.